Molecule: messenger RNA, 4280 nt
Organism: Rhagoletis zephyria (snowberry fruit fly)
Lineage: Eukaryota; Metazoa; Arthropoda; Insecta; Diptera; Tephritidae
Product: MYB binding protein 1a
Biological process (GO): regulation of DNA-templated transcription
Cellular component (GO): nucleolus
Molecular function (GO): transcription corepressor activity; sequence-specific DNA binding; transcription factor binding
Source: RefSeq, a predicted model, not a curated record
CAAACUGCUGAUUUCAAUAUUUGAAUAUUCUACAUUUUUGGUUAAAAACAAGCAUUUCAUUUAAUGGUUUUAAAUAACGAAAAAGAGCAUAGCGCUGUCAAAUCUGGCAGUCUUCCAUACACAUGUGCUUUGUUGAUCGUGGAUUGUUUUUUGGCAGAAAUAGCAGCAGGAUUAGGUGAAUUCUACAGGAAUGAAAAUUAAAUCGGCGAAAAAAGCAGCGAAACGGGAUUUGCCUGCAAAGGAUGAUGGAGAAUCUGAUAUUAGUAGCGCGCCACCCGCAAAGUCGCCAAAGAAGGCAAAGUUUUUAAAUGGUAUUAAUGGGGAAGUUGAGGAGCAAGCAGUUGAGAAGCCCCCCGCAGAAAAGUCAGGAGGUUCAGUGAAUGUUUCCAUAUUCCAGCAUUUUAAGGAACUAACCAACGAUGACGAAGAUAAACGCAUGAAAGCGGCAUUGCAAUUGCUCCAACAAUUGAGCAAAACCAAGGAGGCCGAUAAGCGUCAAAAAGAGCUGACGUACGCGCUAAAGCGUUUAGUGCGUGGCUGUGGCGCUGCGACUAAUACGUCACGGGCAGGAUUUUACACAGGUUUAGUAGCGUUUCUUAAAGCUUUCGACGAGCAGGAAAUAACGCUCGAACACAUUUUUGAUACGAUGCAAAAAGAGCUGCAUGUAGGCGCGACCGUGGGAAACAAGGAUGAUGCUGAUGCGGUUGUUGGUAAAAUAUUGGUUUGUGGUGCGUUGCAGCAGGCGGGACGCUUGGAUAACAUCGAGCACAAUGAGUAUUUGGAACGUAUUACAAACACUCUGAUACAGGCUACAAAACAACGCAGUUAUCAUGCAUCCCUUGGUUAUGCACUACUCGUAGAACUUGUCGAAAAGUUGUCUCCAAAGCAAUUCAGCACCGUCGUUUGGCCUUCAUUGCAGAAUGAACUGCAGCGUUCAUGGUCAAAGCAAACACUGCAAACUGUGCAUUGCCUAAUAGCCACGCAGCUUCGUUUUCCUAAAAUCGCGAAUGCCAAAUUCAUGAAGGCGCACUUUGGCCACGCCGAUCUUUUACAGCCUGAGAGCUAUGCUCAUCUGUAUCGCCUAUUCUGGGAACACAAUAAUAUGCAAUUAUUGACACAUCCUGCUUUUGAGGCCUUUGGCUCUUAUAUAGCUAAAAGUGAUAACCUGAACAAAUUCUGGUUAGAACAGGUAGAUGCUGGUUUGGAAAGCAGCAAUAAGUUACGCGAAUUAAUUACUUUGAAAAUUGCCACAGAUGUCUUUAACAAUUGGCAGCAGUCACAGGAAACGGAAAAGAAGCAUGUGGCUGUUGCAGAUUUGUUAAGCCCAAACUUUAUGCAUUUACUGGUUGAAGGGCUAAAAAAUCAAAAACAAAAGAAAGAUGAAACACUCAAAGCUUUUUACGACGACUUUUUCGAAGCCUUGGUGAGUUGUUGCACCAAACUCGCGGAUGAUAAACAACUGGUAGCCGUAAUACGCCGACUUAUAUUGCCUCCCGGCCAAUUUGGAAUAGAGAAAUAUACUAGCACGCGCGUGGUACAUCAGUUAAUCAAUGCGCUGGGCACUACAGGUGUUAAGAAAGUAUACACACUUCAUCAUAACAUUUUCCUAGGCUUACAGCCGAAGAAUCCGAGUAACGCAAGCGAAGAAUGGCUGAAUUUCGAACGUAUGAAUGCUGGUUAUGUGCUGCAGCAUUUGCUCGCGCACAAGUCGAUGCGCCAAGAAUAUGAUUGGCGAGAGCAGCAACUGCGCUUUCUGCUCACCUGUGGCAUAUUUUAUGUCAACGAGUCGGCGGAUAUAUGCAAAAAGGAGAGUGCGUCCACUUUCAGCAAUGACUUUGGCGAACAAUGCAAAAAUAUGUUCUUCACAAGCAUGCAGAGUCGUUUGGUCGACUUGCAGCAGGAAAAGCAAUUGCUCUUGAAGCUGGUACAGCACUGCAAUGAGCGUAUGGGGCAUAAACAUGCCUUGAAAUAUUUCCGUAUUAAGCAAUACGACGACACGUUGCAUAAAUAUUGGCAGCAAAUGCACACAGCCUUGGGUGGAAGUGAAACCAGUGGGAAGAAAAAGGACAAGUCAAAGUCGACGAAAGCGACAGUAAGCGAUGAUAAACUGGAAUUGGUUUUCCAAAUUUUGCUACUCAAUAUGGGCUUGCAGCUGUUCCGCGAACCGGAAAUGGCGGGACCGGCCAUAGAAGACCUGCUCAAGUGUAUGCAGCGGGUGAAGGAGAAACAUAAGAAAAAGCAAAAGACCAAGGAAAGUGUCAAGAAUUCCGAAACGGAGGACGAAGAACCCGAAUGGAUUGAGGUCGUUGUGGAUUUAUUCCUUCAUUUACUUUCACAAAACGCCACGGCGCUGCGGAAUAUUGUCAAUGCGCUGUUCCCACACUUGUGCGGGAGCCUGAACCUGACCGCUGUACACCAAAUAUUAGCUGUAUUGGACAUGAAGGAUGGCCAUAAUCCUCUAAGUGCACAUGGCGACGAAAGUGAGGAUGAGGAUGAAGAAGAUACUGAUGAUGACGAUGAUGAAACACAAGGUGGUAAAAAUAAAAAAUCACCACCGAAACUAGUAAAUGGUAAGGCUGAUAAUGAUGCCGAAGGUAGUGGUGAUGAUAACGACGAUGAGGAUGAAGAUGGUAAUGAUGAUGAUGAUGACGAUGAUGAAGAAGACGAGGAUGACGAUGACGACGACGAUGAUGCCGAGGAAGAUGAAGCGACAGCUGCCGACAGGCUUCGUAAUGCCGUCUCACAAGCGCUUAUGGCACAUGGUGGCAUGCCUACCGCGGGCGACGAUGACGAUGAUAUGGCCUCAAUCGAUUUGAAUGACAUGACUGAGGAGGAAGGGCACAAGCUUGACGAAGCACUAGCUGAAGCUUUUAAGGCCAUGCGCAAGACAGGCGGUGGUGGUGCAGCUGCUAAGAAGUCAAAGAGCUAUCGUGUCAAAAUUACCACGGUUAUGCAUUUCCGCAUACGUGUCCUCGAUCUGCUCGAAAUCUACUUGCAACAGCAGCCUCUUUUGCUGAUCGCCAUUGAAGUUAUGCUUGCUUUGUACAAUAUGCUGCCACACUGUGUAGGAGACGAGCUGAAACCGCUGCAAAUCAAAGUGGAAAAGGUGUUGCAAAAAUUGACGGCAUUGAAAUACGAUGUCGCCGAUGUCCAGGAGGAUGAGGUGGUGGCCUUUAUACGCCUAAUUGUCGAACAGAAAUCGCCAGCAGCAGCUUUUGAGGCAAUGAAUAAGCUGCGUAACAAAUGCAUUAUAUUCCUGGUGAAUAGCGCGAUUAAGAUUGCUGCAGAGAAAAGCGAUGACUGCAAAAAAGUGCUAGCGCUAUACGAAGAAUAUCUCCAGGAGUUCCUACAAUCGCGUAAUCCAAGCGUGAAUAUCACUUUACUGUCCGACAUUUUCCGGCUGCGCUGGAGUGGCGUUUGGCAACUGGCGGUGUCGCUGUCGCGCAAAGGUCUGAACUUGGAAACGCGUGCUUUCCGCCGCAUACAAAUCUACGAACUACUCGAUGUGCUUUACAAAAAUCAUGAACUUCAGCGGCUGGAUGUGUCCACCGCAAAAACUCAAUUAAAGCAGAUAGAAAGCGCGCUCUGUAGCCACAUCAAAGCGCUAGCCGCGGGCACUGGGACUGAAAUAUCGCCGAAGGAGUAUACCGUGUUACUGCAAUUGCUGAUGCAGGCACAGAAGACACACCAUCGGCUGCAAGUGAAAUCGGCUCUGGCCGACGUGGACAUUAAACAAGCUAUUCAAAGCAUGCGUGCCGAUUCAACGCAGGUUUAUCAACGAUAUUGUGCCGCCUACAAGCUGCUGGUGGAGCGUGGCAAUGGCAAGGGCAAGCAAAAGAUGAAUGGCAAGCAAGCAGUAGGAGAGGCGGCAGCGACUGCAAAGAGGGAACACGGUGGUCAUGUGGGAAAUGAUACGUUGGAGGCAGUGGAAAACGAUGGGGGGAAUGGUGCACAGAAAAAGCGAAAGAAAAUCAAUGAUAAAGCGUUACGCAAACUGAAGAAGCAAAAGAAAGAGCAACGUUUGCAAGUUGCCUCUGCAGGAUUAAAUGGCAGCUUCGCAUUUGUGCGGCAAGCGUCAAACGAAGAUGAUGAAGAGGCGGAGGAAGAAUAGGAGAUGUAGUGUAUUUUUUCGAUAGUUGGUAAUGUAAGAAACAUGUAAAAAUGAUUGAAAUAUUUGUUUUUUUUUUUUGAAAAUAUAAAUAACAAUUCUUAUCUGUAAUCGAAAAAUCACUAUUUUCUAAAUAUAAUUCUGUUUACUAAGAAAUACACAGAAAUAAAAA